AGGAGCUGGAGGAGCUGGAGGAGCGGGAUGCAGGACACGAGAUGCAGGACACGGGACUCGAGACACGCGGUGCAGUCUUGAGAUCCAAGCUGCUUGGCGAGGCGAGUGACGAGGACCAAGGCCAAGACGGUGAAAAAGGGAGAAAGGGACUGGAAUCGAGUGAGUGGAAACGCGGUUGGGAAAUAUGCUGCCCUCAGGUGGCUUUCUGCCCUACGCCGGAAAGGAGACGCGCCGCUGAGGCUCGGCCGGCGUUCGGGUGGUUGAGAUUCACUGCUAAUUUCGCCAGCCAGGAUCCUCCCGCAUUUGGGCUAUGACGACACAUGUGACACGGGCGAUGUACUUCGUAGUAGCUGUCUAUUCGUAUUCCGGCGCACUAGAGCUGGAGCGAGAAGUGGUAUGAGGGCGUGUGGUUUUAAUAUUGCUCGUAAUCGCGGCAUUGUGGGUUGUAGUCGACACCUGCAGCUGCACUUACAGCGUCAUGACAGC
Ilyonectria robusta is the source of this 486-nucleotide messenger RNA. RefSeq lists its product as uncharacterized. The transcript has a single exon. Lineage: Eukaryota; Fungi; Ascomycota; Sordariomycetes; Hypocreales; Nectriaceae. Bases 42 to 314 code for a protein of 90 amino acids. The record is from RefSeq and is a predicted model, not a curated record.